Molecule: messenger RNA, 2746 nt
Organism: Fopius arisanus
Lineage: Eukaryota; Metazoa; Arthropoda; Insecta; Hymenoptera; Braconidae
Product: nose resistant to fluoxetine protein 6
Exons: 12
Coding region: 293-2539 (748 amino acids)
Molecular function (GO): acyltransferase activity, transferring groups other than amino-acyl groups
Source: RefSeq, a predicted model, not a curated record
AAAACACAUGAAGUUAUUUAGUGCUAAUUAAUCAGUGGAAUAAAUAAUUGUUUUUUAGGUGGAGGGGGUGGGGAUCUGGUACCCCUCUUUUUCCAAGUCUGAGGUAUGGGGCACAGGUGACACGGUCUCGACUUGGAAUGCUCAUUUCACCUCGUGUCUUGGUGGAGGCCAUCAGUUCUCCAAAUCCUCAAGAUGUUCUAACUCUUGGCUUCUGUUGUUUUUCAACUCGUGCAUCCACUAGCUCCAGCAAUUCAGUGAUUAAUCGUGUUAUUAACAUAAAAAAAUCGGUGAAAUGGUGAUCUCCAGGAUUUUAGUCUGGAUCCUGUGGUGUGGGUUGCCGGUAAUUCUCGGGGUAAAAACCGUGAAUAUCCUGUCGACUUCCGGUGUGAAAAGCAUCGAGGAGGAAGACAUCCUCCGGGUCCUGGCCCAGAACACAUCAGAUUCAUCGGAGAACCUCACAUUUGUAGAUCUCGUCGAGAGCUGGAGGAAUCACACUGGAACAUCCAGUGAUUUUUUAUGGAACCCUGAGAGCACCGGUCCGAAAGAAAAGUUUGAUAUUUAUUACGAUAAAUAUAAAUAUCAAGUUGACAAUGAAGUCGAUCAAUUAUUUUCAAUUGCUCCGGUGUUUGAUCCAGCAGCUGGUGUCGUCAGUCCGGAGUGCAGGAAGCAUUCGGAAAUUUACAACCGCGAGCUCAGGAAAAUGAGCCUCUGGGCAUUAAAAAUGUUUGAUGCAACAGCGAAAAUUCCCUCGGGCCUUUUAAGCGGUAAUAUCAAUCAAUUAGGGGAUUUCGAUGAGUGUCUGGGCCUUGAAGGCCCCGAGGAUAUCCGUGGUCAGUACUGUUUAGCAUAUCUGCAGCUGGAGAUUGAUCAUCAUCGAGAUGAUCUCAAGGAAAUCCACCGUCUCGUCCACUCCCAUUACGCAUUCAGGAGCAACAUAACAGACCCUGGCCACCGGGUUCCUCGAUUUAGUACGGUCCAGUGGGCAGUUUGUACACCGUCAUCAUGUACCUCCCAGGAUGUUGAAUCAUCACUUAGAGCGACAAUUUCAAAGUACACAAGCCACACAGGACUUAAUAUAACUGUCAAAGUUGACCGCGAAAUGUGUCAAGUUCAAAGGACCGAGCCGCUUCCAACAGAAACUCUAAUUGUUGGGGGAUUCUUCAUCUCCGUCAUUGGAUUGGCCACUGUAGCAGCUGUAUGCGAUCAUCUGGGGGCAGAUGUCAGUGAGAUUGUUCUCGCCUUCUCCUUGAAGAGAAAUCUACGGAAAUUAUUGUCCAUGAAACCUGGGGACGACGACAUUGCCACUCUGCAUGGCAUCCGGGCAAUUAAUGCUCUCAUGCUCAUUGUCGCGCAUAAGAGCAUGGCUUUGUUUUUCAAUCCUUAUGUUAAUAGGACUGGCAUGGCAGAGUACUUGGGUCGUCCUUGGACGGUAAUUGGACGAGCUGCGAGUCUCUACACCGAUCCCUUUAUAAUGCUCUCUGGUCUUUUGACUACCUAUUCAUUCGUGGGAAGACUUAGAAAGUCCGGAGAAAUCCACGUGAAGAAGGAAUACCUAUCGAGAUUAUUCAGAUUGGUGCCGAAUCUCGGUGCACUCAUUUUAUUCUGCAUGUUUAUUAUGCCAUACAUUGGAUCUGGACCCCAAUGGAAUCUUGUUGUCACUCAUCAUGCGGAUAUUUGUAAAAAAACUUGGUGGCGAAAUUUUUUAUUCAUUCAUAAUUAUUUUGGAUUUGAAAAUAUGUGCCUGACCCACACCCAUCACAUCGGCAUCGACACCCAAUUAUUCGCCCUCUCCCCAAUAAUGGUUCUUACUCUGUACAAAUAUCCUAAACUCGGUGGAUUAAUCCUCACCUUCAUGGCUCUUCUAUCCACAGGACUUCGUUAUUACGUUACGUAUUUUAAACGACUGAAUAAUUACGUGUUCUUUGGCACCUCGAUCCGACAAUUAUUCGACACUGCCAAUUUGUCGUACAUUCUACCAACGCACAGACUAACCGUUUACAUAAUUGGUAUUUUCGUUGGAUAUUUCCUGAGAAUAUGCCCGAAGGGAUAUAAAAUGAGCAAGUCGGUGAUUCGAUUGGGCUGGACCUUGACAUCAAUGAUGGCACUAGGAGCUUUCUUCGGUCCAGCUGGAAUGGGUUCGAUAAAUUACGUCUACAAUCCCAUUCAUGCUGCGACGUACAACGCAUUUGCACCGAUUGGAUGGUGCGCAUUUUUUGCAUGGAUUGCAUUUAUCUCGCACACCAAAAAUACAAGCGGAUGGGUCAGUGAAAUAUUCGCUUGGAGAGGGUUCCUGGUCUGCACACGAUUGAGUUACGCCAUUUAUCUCACGCAGUUUCCAGUCUUCUUUUUUAAUGUUGGAAAAACGAGAAGUGCAGAGCACUACGAGUUCUUCAGAAUGCUGUUUAAUUUCCACGAAUUGGGGUGGAUAAUUGUCAUGUCAGCAGUUCUCACUCUAUUAUUCGACUCGCCUUUCCAAAACCUCAAGAGGUACCUUCUGAGAAAGCCAUCGACACAGCAAAAAAUCGUGAAGGCUGAAUGAUCCAAAUGCCCGAUUAAUUCGUGAAUUAUGCGUCUUGUAAAUAGUCUGAUUAUUCCCUUAAAUAUGACAGCUUAUGUACCUUUACCUUGCCUCCCAUGUAUUUAUGUAAUCGUGAAUAGAGUCGCUCAGAGCAACUCCUCCCAAUUGUAAAUAAUUUAUAAUCCCCACGGUGAUUAAUUAGAUUUAAUAUUUUUAUAUAUUAUUUUC